GAAAAGAAGAAUCCUAAUAUUCUCGUCGUUACUUUUACUUGUUUAGAGUUCUCGUUUCUUUUUUUUAUAGUAUGAGUGCAUUUGGCGUUUGGCCUACAAACCUACAUUUCAGUAUAAAAAUAGUUGAAAACACAAAUAACACCAAAAAAUUAGUUCUCAAAAAAUACCCAACACAUCUCACAAAAUAUAUCUAAAUUCAAUUAAUAAAUUCCGUGGCCUCUAAAUUGUGUGUGAAUUUCCUCCGAUUAGAAAAAUAUGAAAACAAGUACAAAUAUAAAUGUACAUUGAGUUUGAGUAUUGCCCUUGAUUAUUUUUUUUCGCUGCUACUUUUGCUUAUUGUGUCACAACAAAAAAUGUGCUCCACAUAAAAAAAAGCUCUUUUAUUUUUUGUGCAACAGUUUUUUGCUCAAUUAUAAAAAAAUCUAUCUUUUUUCUUCGAUUUUUUUGAAAAAGAAUUGCAAAAUUUUAAGAGUGAAAUUCUGUUUUGGAAUUUAGAAAAAAAAUUAAAAGAUUUCAUCUGAAAGAUAUGUCGUUUUAACUCCGGCUGUAGUGUUGUUCUCUGCUAAUCACCAUCACACAUUACCCAUUUCCCUUACCUACCUCCUUAGAUUUUGUGUUUUUCCUCUCUCGUCUUCGUCUUGCCCAGUCUUGCUCUCAAAAUAUAAUACGUACAUACUUGGGCUUAUGCUACUCUGAUUAUGAUUCAAGAAUCAAAAUCAAGAUUCCAAUUCGAGUCCAGUGAUAAUAAAUAAAUCAAAAAAAAAGGAAAUAAAAUUUGUUAAGUUUUUUGUUUGUGUGUUUUGCCAAACUUAAAAUCGAAAUUGAAAGGAAAAGUUUUGUAGAUGGUUUUUUUUUUUCAUUGUGAAAUUGUAUGGUGCAAAAGUUGGUUUUGGUUUAAUAAUUAAAUAAUAAAAAGCAAUUUCAAUUUGAGAGAGAUUCUAUACGAGUAAUGUUACUGAAAAGCUCAUAUUUUGUGGUGUGUAUAUGUGAAUGUGUUAUAAACGCAAAACGCAUAUUUAACACUUGGCAAGUGAAGUGACUCAAGUCGCAAAUUGUGUCGGUUGGUGGAUUGGAAGCUUGUUGUUGGAGAGAAGAAGUUGAACGAAAAUAAAAUUUUGCUUCUGGAUUAACUGCGCCGAGCAGAACUGCCACCAAAACACAUCAAAAGAGCAAAACACUACAUCAACAGAAGAAAUACAGAGAAACAAAAAUAAUAAAAAAAAAAAGCUUACACCCGCUCGGUGUAUGUAUUUGAAUUGGUGUUUGUAUCUGUUACGUAGGUAUUUUCCUAUUCACAACGCUCAACUAUAAUGGCUAAAUAAAUCUAACGCAUAGGUAUAGAAUCAAAAAUUUCAAAAAAAUGGAAGAAUUUUCGGCGGUAGUUCAAACUUUCGGUAAUCAUGAAAAGGAUCAACUUCUAUCCUGUUCCAACCUAAAACAACAAAUGUUCAAUCAUCCUAAUCUAAAUCAAAAGGACAAUCGCCUGUACACCACCAACAACACAACCCCCACCACCAGUAGUAGUACUUCAGACAAAUACAAACAUCCCCACCAAGAUUCAAAUUCGCAUUUGAACGAAUGCAGUCCUUUAACACAAACAUGUUUCGCGGACUCAGCUCUGACAACAAUUCCAAAUGAAAAUCGAUUUGUCAGCAUGCCAAGUGAUGGUUUUCAAAAGAUAACCGAAGCUAAUAAUUUCGACAACUAUCUACAUGCAACAGUAUCCACGACGACAAAUGUUCAGGACGAUUCUAACUUCAAUGAUAUCCAACAAUUUCGAUCGACGGCGGCAGUGGAUAAUAGUUUUGCUGCAAAACAACAUCGAUUACCUAAUCCAUCAGAAUUGCAUUAUGACACUUUUCAAAAAGUAAACACAAACAACUUUGACAAAACAACAACAACAACAACAACGGUGCAUUGCGCAAACAAUUCUACUACUACAUUCCUUGAAUGUAAUAAUGACGGAAAACAACACAACAAUAACAAAAGUGCAAAUAACUAUAAUAAUGAAUUGAACUCGAAUUUUUCAGUGCCUAUUUCUAAUUUGGAAUCGGAUUCAACUAAUACCGAUCGAAUAUCGAAGAAUAUUCAAUCGGCACAGCUCGCAAAUCCAAAUCUAGAUUUGAGCAUAGAUUCUGAUUCAUCGUCCUGUGAUGAUUUGAUUGAUUUGGAGAUAAAUGAAGUUGAAGGAUUGAAGGGUUAUCAAGAUAACACGUCUUCGCAUUCUCAACAAAGUGUUGGAGGAAGUGGAGGAAGUAUAGUUGGUAAUAAUGGUCCAAAUAGUACGGGCAAUAAUAGCAGUAGCAAUGGCGGCGGUGGCGGUAACGGUGGUGGUGUAAUAAGUGCGAAUCCAAAUAGUGGAUAUAUAUCGCUAAUACCACCACCAGUUGGUACAACAGGUUCCACUGGACAUGGUAGUGGUAAUCAUCAUCAGGGCGAAGGGAUUGAUUUUAAACAUCUCUUUGAGGAACUGUGUCCUGUAUGUGGUGACAAAGUUAGUGGAUAUCAUUAUGGACUUUUGACAUGUGAAUCGUGUAAAGGAUUUUUCAAAAGAACCGUUCAAAAUAAAAAAGUCUAUACGUGUGUAGCGGAGAGAUCUUGUCAUAUUGAUAAAACGCAACGCAAACGAUGUCCAUAUUGUCGAUUUCAAAAAUGUUUAGAAGUUGGAAUGAAAUUGGAAGCUGUUCGGGCAGACAGAAUGCGAGGAGGAAGAAACAAAUUUGGACCAAUGUACAAAAGGGAUCGGGCGCGGAAACUUCAAAUGAUGCGUCAAAGACAGUUAGCGUUACAAGCUAUCCGAACAACAAUGGGCUCUACAGAUGUGAAGGGUUCGAUGUCACCAACUGCCUACCAACAGCCAUAUCCAAAUAUGAACAUAAAGCAAGAAAUUCAAAUACCCCAAGUAUCAUCUCUAACACAAUCACCGGACUCUUCGCCGAGUCCAAUUGCAAUUGCUCUUGGACAAGUGCAUGCUUCACCAGGAACGUUAUCUAAUAAUUUAAGUGGUAGCAAUGGGUCUAGUGCAGCAAGUUCAGCAAAUGUACAUGAAAAUUUAGCCCGCAAUGAAUCAAGUACCUGCCAGGAUGGAGCGCCAGUGAAUUUACAGCACUCAAGCGAUUCGAAAAUAUGUUUUGAUUCGAGCACCAAUCCGUCUAGUACAGCAGACUCUGUGAACAAUGUCGAACCAUUGAGAGUCUCACCGAUGAUAAGGGAGUUUGUUCAAUCAAUAGACGACCGAGAAUGGCAAACACAACUGUUCGCAUUACUUCAAAAACAGUCAUACAACCAAGUUGAAGUUGAUCUGUUUGAGUUAAUGUGCAAAGUUUUAGACCAAAACCUGUUUUCUCAAGUCGAUUGGGCCCGCAACACAGUUUUCUUCAAGGAUCUGAAGGUUGACGAUCAAAUGAAACUUCUUCAACAUUCUUGGUCUGACAUGUUAGUGCUGGAUCAUUUGCAUCAAAGGAUUCACAACGGACUGCCAGACGAAACGCAACUGAACAAUGGUCAGGUGUUUAAUCUUUUGGGGCUAGGUUUGCUUGGAGUUCCUCAGCUUUCGGAUUAUUUCAACGAGUUACAAAAUAAACUGCAAGAUUUGAAAUUCGAUAUGGGUGACUACGUCUGUAUGAAGUUUCUUAUAUUGCUGAAUCCAAAUGUUCGAGGUAUUGUAAAUAAAAAAACAGUUCUGGAAGGCCACGAAAAUGUUCAAGCAGCCCUUUUGGACUACACACUAACUUGUUACCCAUCUGUGACGGAUAAGUUUAGCAGACUUCUGAACAUUCUUCCGGAAAUACAUGCAAUGGCAGCUAGAGGGGAAGAACAUUUAUACUUAAAACACUGCGCUGGAAGUGCACCUACACAAACACUUCUAAUGGAAAUGCUUCACGCCAAAAGAAAAGUAUAAUAAACAAUUGUUUAGCGCAAUAAAGAAUUUAAAAAAAAAAAGAAAAGAAAUGUCCUGUACAAGUAUAUAAUAUUAAAAAUAACUUUUUCUUGUAUUAUAAAAUUUAUCUAUUAAAUAUCUUUUUUAGUGUAUAAUGUAUAUGAUGUUAUUUACGUUUAACGUGGAUUUUGUAAAUAUUUAAUAUUAUAUAUAAAAAUCAAUGAAACAAAACAAAAAAAAAAAAUUAAGAAAACAAAAAAAAAAAAGAAAUAUGUAUGUAUGUUAUAUAUAUUUUAAAAAAAUAAGCAUACAGAGAUGUGACAUUUAUUAAGUUUUUAAUUGCUGUAUAUGAGCUUUUUUCUGUUUGUUUUUAAUUCAACAUAAGUUUUUUUUUGUGUUAUAUUUAAUAAAUUAUAAGCAAAAUGUACCUUAUAAAGUCUUAAAUGAUAGAUAUUUAACAUACCUAGUUAGAAUUAAACUAAAAAAAAAAAGCGUAAAUUGAAAUAUAAGUUGAGCAUGUUGUGAAAGGAACAAAUAAAAAGUGAUUUUAAUUUUAGGCUACAACUUUACUUCUAAGUUUUAUUGUUAUAUGAUAUCAUCUUUUCAUCUCAGCGAUGU
Molecule: messenger RNA, 4498 nt
Organism: Episyrphus balteatus (marmalade hoverfly)
Lineage: Eukaryota; Metazoa; Arthropoda; Insecta; Diptera; Syrphidae
Gene: ftz-f1
Product: nuclear hormone receptor FTZ-F1
Exons: 10
Coding region: 1361-3901 (846 amino acids)
Biological process (GO): hormone-mediated signaling pathway; regulation of transcription by RNA polymerase II; tissue development
Cellular component (GO): RNA polymerase II transcription regulator complex
Molecular function (GO): zinc ion binding; nuclear receptor activity; RNA polymerase II cis-regulatory region sequence-specific DNA binding
Source: RefSeq, a predicted model, not a curated record